UGUUACGAAUAAGGGUCAAUAAGAGGUCACGAAGUAGUGUUUGUAGCGAAACGGAAGUCGGACUCAAGAGUUAUAGAUCAUCGAGUGAAAUAUUUUGUUGCUUUGUUUUAUAUUGAUCCAAACGACAUACAAUGGCUCUUAAAAGAUUAUCUAAGGAACUUAAAGAUAUUACAUCAGACCCACCCGCAGGCUGUUCAGCGGGUCCAGAAACAGAAGGAGAUCUUUUCAACUGGAAAGCAACAAUACAAGGGCCAGAAGACAGUCCAUACUCUGGUGGACUUUAUUUCUUAAAGAUACAGUUUCCAACAGAUUACCCAUUUAAACCUCCAAAGGUUUCAUUCACAACAAAGAUUUACCACCCAAACAUCAAUAGCAAUGGCAGUAUUUGUUUGGAUAUCCUCCGAUCUCAAUGGUCCCCAGCCCUAACUGUUUCUAAAGUCCUGUUGUCCAUAAAUGCCUUGAUGACAGAUCCAAACCCAGACGAUCCAUUAAUGCCAGAAAUUGCAAAACUGUACAAGACAGAUAGGGCCAAGUAUAACAAAAUGGCCAUGGAGUGGACCAAGAAAUACGCCAGUUAAUGGACAGUGGACUAGCCUAGCCACCUAGGACAUUAACUUUUAACUGUGAUAUGAAAAACUCUUGGAAGAUUGAUUGAAGUAUUUGUGUAGUCUUUUAGCAAGUACUUGAAUAACAGUGUCUACUUUAAAAGUAUGGUAAUGUGUUGUCCUUUUUAUUUGACAAAAAAAAAAUUAUUGUUUUGUUCAUUGAUGUUCAUUUAUUUUUCUUGAUUGGUCUGGCAAUAUAAAGACACUAUGGUUUUUGUUCAAAGGGGUAAAAAAAACCCUCCAUGCUGAAUUAUAUUUAUUACUAUGUUUAAAAGUGAUUUAAAAAUCCAAAAUACUGAUUUUUAUUUAAAUUAAAUGUGUAAGAAAUACAAUUGUUAUCAUAAAUAUGAGGGAAGUGGUAAGAGGGACAAAAAUUAAUUUUGAAAAUUGAAACUUCAUUAUAAAAUUAAAUGUAUGUCAAUUUGACAUCAAACAUUGAAGUAUUUAGUAUCCAUUGUGCAAGUUCAACAUUAAUAAAUUAUUAUUUUUUUCUCUGCACAGUAUACAUUUAUAUCACACUAAAUAUUAGAGAGGUUAAGCAUUUAAACGUGUACGUCUACAGGUACGUGUGAAGCUACAAGUCUGUUUACACGUACACUUACCAAAAUUUUGAUUAUGUUUUAUAACUGUAAGUGUACGCGUAUGUGUGAAAUAAUUAGAUUCAGCGUUUUCAACAUGUUUAUUCUACUCUCAUUGUUUAUGAAAUUAUUCUAUGACUUUGAUGAAACCAAAAGCAUAGUUGUCCUUAAUUUGUUGUCUGCUUUACAUUACACAACAUCUGAUGUACACUUAGUCUAUAUUCUUAUCAAAAAAUGCUACAAGUUUUCAUCUAUGUGUAAUUUUGGUUCUACACGUUUUGUACAACUUGUAGAAAUAAGCAGUAUACGGAAAAUGUGACGUAAUACACAUAAAAUUAGGAGAUUCCCCUAGUUACACGUUCUCGUACACGUUGAAAUGCUUAACCUCUCUAUUACGUGCAUAAUAAUUAAUUAAUGAAGCAAAUUUGGUGUACAAUUCUGUGUCGGUAUGGUUGUAUGUGUACUGUAGUUUGAUUGCUGAGGUGUGUUUUCUUUCUUAGUCAGUUGAUAGUUUUGACACAGUUGAGUUAAUGAACAUUUUAAGUCGUACAUACUUGUACUUGAAGGGUCACAGUCUAUUUCUUUUGGUUUUGUAGGGUUUUCUUUUUUUCAUUGUAAAUUGCUCAAAACAAGGGACACUUAAUUUUUGUGUGUUUGAGUUUUAACUUCUUGGUCUACUUUUUAACAGAUGUUGUUGUAUUAACUUUAAACACCCUUUUCUACUUUUUCACGUAAAUGGAUGAAGUUAGUAAAAUUUUUAAAUGUAUAGAAUUACAACUUAGCCUUUAAAUAAAAUUUAAUAAUUGGAACAGAAAAAUCUAAUCAUACAUAGUAUUGAUAUGGGUAAACUGUUAUGACAUAAUUAUUGAAAAAGACUGCAUGGAAAGUGCACAGGGUAAGUGCUCUCUGAAAAGUGUUUAUUGUGUUUGAAAAAAAGUGUUGACUUUAAAUAUUGAUUUGGACAACAAUUCAUUUCUAUGUAAGAAACCCUUUGUUGUCAAUGAUUUUUCAAUAAAUCAUCAACUGAACAAA
Messenger RNA from Magallana angulata, 2215 nucleotides. Its product is annotated as ubiquitin-conjugating enzyme E2-17 kDa-like. The record is from RefSeq and is a predicted model, not a curated record. Gene Ontology annotation, cellular component: nucleus. The transcript is spliced from 6 exons. Lineage: Eukaryota; Metazoa; Mollusca; Bivalvia; Ostreida; Ostreidae. Bases 132 to 578 code for a protein of 148 amino acids. Gene Ontology annotation, molecular function: ubiquitin conjugating enzyme activity. Gene Ontology annotation, biological process: protein polyubiquitination; ubiquitin-dependent protein catabolic process.